Colletotrichum gloeosporioides is the source of this 1986-nucleotide messenger RNA. Its product is annotated as Transcriptional repressor NF-X1-like. Gene Ontology annotation, biological process: negative regulation of transcription by RNA polymerase II. Gene Ontology annotation, cellular component: nucleus. The coding region runs from base 1 to 1986 and encodes 661 amino acids. Gene Ontology annotation, molecular function: DNA-binding transcription factor activity, RNA polymerase II-specific; zinc ion binding; RNA polymerase II transcription regulatory region sequence-specific DNA binding. The transcript is spliced from 5 exons. Lineage: Eukaryota; Fungi; Ascomycota; Sordariomycetes; Glomerellales; Glomerellaceae. The record is from RefSeq and is a predicted model, not a curated record.
AUGUCUGAGGGCGGAGGAGCGCAGACUCAGACGCAGACGCAGACUCAAGCGAGUUCGUCAAGCAGGGGAGGAAGGAGAGGCAGGUCCGGACGAGGAAGAGGGGGUCGAGGUCAGGGUGAUGGCGGUCGUCGAGGCGGCGGCCGGAAUGCCGCUGCCCAGUCGCAACCGCAGAACCAGAAUCAAAGCCAGAAUCAGGCGGGCCCAGCACCAGCGUCUGAGCCAAUUGUGACGGCAGCACCUCGUGAGAGCGCGCCAGAUGCGUCAGCUUCUGGGUCAGUAAGGAGAGGGAGAGGCCGUGGUGGUUCUCGAGGUGGCCGAAGAGGUGGCGGUCGUGGCGGCUCCGGAGUUGCGGCGCCCGUCCCUGGAACUCAGCGGACGUUUGGUGGUCGUUUAACGACGAAUGCCGGCCCCGACGAAAGUGCGGCAGCUGGUUUGAGUGCAGCUGCUCCAGAUUUCGUGCCUGGGCAGCCCGUCCCUCAGAGAUCUGCACCUGCUCCCAAGCAGAAGAAGCCUCAAUAUCCCCUGGCACCAAAGUCUACAGCAGCAGACCUGCCUACGAGGAUCCACGAGGACAUUAGCCACGGCCAGUACGAAGCCCCGCCGUGCGGUCACCCUUCGGUCAAGCACAACUGCCAUCCCGACGACGUUCCAUGCCCGAAGUGCCCUUUCCUCGUGGAGAAGGCAUGUAUCUGUGGCAAACAGAGAAUGAAGAAUAGGCCAUGCUGGCUUGAGGAAGCUCGCUGUGGUCUUCCUUGCGGCAAGAAGCUCAAGUGCGGCACGCACACCUGCAGAAAGGAGUGUCAUCGCCCGGGCGAGUGUGAAGAUGCCGAAAUUCCUGGCUCUCAUUGCGCUCAGCCCUGCGGCAAGACACGCAAGUCCUGCGAGCAUGCUUGCCAGGACUCGUGUCACGCCCCUUACCAAUGCAAGGAAGACCGGCCAUGCCAAAGCAAGACCUUCAUCACCUGCGAAUGCCAAAACCGCAAGAAAGAGGUCAAGUGUCUCGCCACGAAGACGAACCCGACUCCCGACCGCGACACCCUCAAGUGCGACGACGAAUGCCUCCGCCUCCAACGUAAUCAGCGCCUUGCCGCCGCUCUCAAUGUCGACCCGGACCACACUGACGACCACAUCCCCUACUCCGACACGACCCUCAAGCUCUUCCGCGAGCUCUCCCUUACGUGGGCCCAGAAUCAGGAACGCGAGUUCCGCGUUUUCGCCUCUGAGCCCUCCGAGAAGCGUCUCCGCUUCAAACCCAUGCCUAAAGCCCAGCGCGCCUUCAUACACAACCUCGCCGCGGACUUUGGCUUCGACUCAGAGAGCCAGGAUCCGGAACCACACCGCCACGUCUCAGUCUUCAAGACCCCGCGCUUCGUCUCCGCCCCGAAGAAGACGCUUGCUCAGUGCGCCAAGAUACGCGCCGACGCCGCCAAACUCACCGCAGCCCCGGCCGCAUCCUCCUCUGCGAACGCUUCCGCGGCCCCGGAGCCCUUCAACGCCCUCCUCCUCACUGCACCACGCUUCGGUCUCACGAUUGACGAGAUCGACUCCGCGCUUGCCACGCACCUGAAGUCCCACAACUCCCUCUCCUUCACAACCUCCUUCCUCCCGUCCGACGAGAUCCUAAUUCGCGCCGUACCCGUCACCUCCUGGGGCACCAGCCCCUCCGCCGUCGAAUCGACCCUCUCUUCUCUCAAGCCCCUCGUCGCCCGCACGGUCACGAAAGAAGGCCUCGCCGCCGCAGCCCUUCUCGUCACCGCCGACGCCAACCUCAACGUCCUCCGCCGCGAGGGCGCCGCGGCCGCAGGUGCCGGGGGCUGGAACGCUGUCGUCGGACGCGCCGCGGCCCAGCGUAGGGUGUUCGGCCCCGCCAAGCCCGAGACGACGCGGCCCAGCAGCGGGUUCGUCAGCUUCUCCAAACUUGCGAGGAAGAAGGUCGUCGAGGACUCCGUGGCAGACGAUUGGGAGGCUGCUGCGGAUGACGAGUGA